Rhizopus microsporus ATCC 52813 is the source of this 279-nucleotide messenger RNA. RefSeq lists its product as uncharacterized. The record is from RefSeq and is a predicted model, not a curated record. The transcript is spliced from 2 exons. NCBI's taxonomy places the organism in Eukaryota, Fungi, Mucoromycota, Mucoromycetes, Mucorales, Rhizopodaceae. Bases 1 to 279 code for a protein of 92 amino acids.
AUGUCCGGACUUGAAGCUUGGGAGGCAAGACGUAAGCAGUGGACAACACCAAACCCUGAUGUCAAUGUUGAAAAAUAUGUACAAGAGUUGGAUAAUAAGCAAUAUCAGGAUUUAGAAGAUCCCAAGAAACGAUUGGGAAUAUACAAGCAGUUGAUCCAACAACAUCAAACAUUCACUCAUCCUGUUCCAUUACGAUUUAUUAUUCCUAUUCUUGUCACUGGAUGGCAAGAAGACGGGACAUGGCCAAAGGGAAUGAUUGUAAAAGAGACAAGCGAUUAA